AAUUCACAACAUUAUUCAAUUCCAACAUGGGAACCUGCAUGGAGAAUUUUAAUGAGGAGGAACACAUUUUUCGCAGUAAAUUCAAGCCGGUCCAAGUUCCGGACAACGUGACGCUGCCGGAAUUCGUGCUCGAAAACGCCGAAUUAUACGCCAACAAGGUUGCAUUUGUGGAUGGUGUGAGUGAGAAAGCUAUGACUUAUAGUGAGGUGGUGAGAGACACAAAGAGAUUGUCAAAGGCAUUAAGGUCUCUUGGUUUAAGGAAGGGGAAUGUGGUGAUUGUGGUGCUUCCAAAUGUGGUAGAAUAUGGAGUCAUUGCUUUGGGAAUAAUGGCUGCUGGUGGUGUGUUCUCAGGAGCAAAUCCAGCAUCACAUGUUUCAGAGAUUAAGAAGCAAGUAGAUUCUGCUGAUGCCAAAUUAAUUGUCACAGAUUCUACAAUCUAUGAUAAGGUGAAAGCUCUAGAGUUGCCUGUAAUUGUGCUAGCUGAUGAGCCAAUUGAGGAAGCUAUGAACUACAAAAAACUACUUGAAGCCGCGGACCGCGCCGGCGACGAUUCGGCUAAAGAACCAAUUCAUCAGAAUGAUCUGUGUGCCAUGCCAUUUUCAUCAGGAACCACAGGGCUCUCAAAGGGUGUGAUGCUUACUCACAGAAACUUAGUAGCAAAUCUUUGCUCAACACUCUUCGGUGUGGGACAAGAAAUGAUUGGCAAUGUGACAACACUAGGACUAAUCCCAUUCUUUCACAUCUAUGGCAUAACUGGAAUAUGUUGUGCCACUCUUAGGAACAAAGGGAAAGUUGUGGUUAUGGAAAGGUAUGAUUUGAAGACAUUUAUUACUGCAUUGAUCAAACAUGAGGUCAAUUUUGCACCAAUUGUGCCCCCAAUUAUUCUUGGAUUGGUGAAGAAUCCAAUAGUGGAUGAAUUUGAUCUUAGCAAGCUUAAACUCCAAGCUAUUAUGACUGCAGCUGCUCCACUUGCACCAGAAGUCCUUAAUGCAUUUAAACACAAGUUUGCUGGUGUUGUUGUCCAAGAGGCAUAUGGACUAACUGAGCAUAGCUGCAUCACACUUACCCAUGCAAUAAAAGACGCUGGGGUUCUACACAAAAAUUCAGUGGGGUUCAUCCUCCCAAAUUUGGAAGUUAAAUUUAUUGAUCCUGAUACUGGUCGAUCCCUCCCAAGGAACACACCUGGGGAAAUUUGUGUCAGAAGCCAAUGUGUAAUGCAAGGUUACUAUAAACAGGUUGAUGAAACUGCUCAUACAAUUGACAAGGAUGGAUGGCUUCACACUGGGGAUGUAGGAUACAUAGAUGAUGAAGAGAAUAUAUUUAUUGUUGAUCGCAUCAAGGAGUUAAUUAAAUACAAAGGAUUCCAAGUAGCUCCUGCUGAGUUAGAGGCCAUUUUGUUAUCUCAUCCGUCGGUAGAAGAUGCCGCAGUUGUGCCGUUGCCAGAUGAAGAAGCAGGGGAAAUCCCAGCGGCGAGUGUUGUCGUGAGCCGCGGCGCAAGAGUGACCGAAAAGGAAAUCAUGGACUAUGUUGCUUCAAAUGCUGCACAUUACAAGAAAGUGAGGGUGGUGCACUUUGUAGAAACCAUACCAAAAUCACCUUCUGGGAAGAUAAUGAGAAGGCUUAUCAAAGAGAGGAUGGUGAAAAAAAUGAAGACAAACUCCACACCAAAAUCCAACAUUUCUUAAGUCAUUAUAUCAUAAUGUUAUUUAUGCUUUUCAUGUGGUUGAUGAUUUAUUUACUGUUUUGGUUUAUGGAGGCAGAACAAAGUGAAUAAAUUGCUGCAUAUUUAAUCAUUGGUUA
Messenger RNA from Arachis stenosperma, 1800 nucleotides. Its product is annotated as 4-coumarate--CoA ligase-like 1. Gene Ontology annotation, molecular function: long-chain fatty acid-CoA ligase activity. Bases 27 to 1685 code for a protein of 552 amino acids. Lineage: Eukaryota; Viridiplantae; Streptophyta; Magnoliopsida; Fabales; Fabaceae. Gene Ontology annotation, biological process: fatty-acyl-CoA biosynthetic process. The record is from RefSeq and is a predicted model, not a curated record. The transcript is spliced from 6 exons.